Molecule: messenger RNA, 3118 nt
Organism: Stegastes partitus (bicolor damselfish)
Lineage: Eukaryota; Metazoa; Chordata; Actinopteri; Pomacentridae
Gene: pdp2
Product: putative pyruvate dehydrogenase phosphatase isoenzyme 2
Exons: 9
Coding region: 142-1764 (540 amino acids)
Biological process (GO): protein dephosphorylation
Cellular component (GO): mitochondrion
Molecular function (GO): cation binding; [pyruvate dehydrogenase (acetyl-transferring)]-phosphatase activity
Source: RefSeq, a predicted model, not a curated record
AUGUCCCCGCUUUUGCUCUCAUGUUUUGGAGUAGGUGCCUAUCGACCGACGUUGAUUCAUUCGUACUUUUACUAAGUUUCUUGGCAUCGAUAUUACUGUGAUUAAGGUGCGCAAAAUCCAACCAGCAGCGGUGCAUUAGCGAUGUAUGGACGUGUGUACGCGAGCAUCCUUCAAAGAGCUUCAAGCUACACGUUGGCAUUUUAUUCUGCAGCCCCAUUCCAGUAUGCCCCACUUCUAGCACUUCCUUCCUCUCAGCCUCAACCAGUCCACCGGUGUCACUGCUCAUCCUGGAGUCUCUUCAGAUCAGACCAGUUGUGCUGCACUGGAGAGGAAGCUGGAAACUGGUCUCCAAGAGGCCGAUACCUCUCCACUCGUCAGGAUCUAGACUUCCAGCUGAGCCGAGUCCAGAUCAACAGUAUUCUGAGAACCAAUGAGCAGACUGUUAAUGUGCCAGAGUUUGAUGGGAGGGGACUCAGUGCUGUGAGAAAGUUUGAGAGUAACCAGCUCGCUGCAAACACUCCUAAUGAGGAUCGUCGCAGUGCAGCCACCUGCUUGCAGUCAAAGGGCAUGCUCUUUGGAGUGUUUGAUGGCCAUGGGGGAUGGGCGUGUGCUCAGGCUGUCAGCGAGCGGCUGCUGUAUUACACAGCAGUUGCAAUGAUGCCAACAAACAUCCUGGAGGAGCUUGAGAAAUGCAUGGAGCAUGGCAGACCUGUUCCUCCCAUCUUGCAGUGGUAUAAACAUCACGCAGACUUUAAUUAUCGUGAAUCUGCAUCCCUGUACACUGACCACCUCCGCGUCUUCUGGCAAGAUUUACUGGACGGUGAGGAACACGGCGAGGGCAUGAGUCCUAAAGAUGCUCUGGAUUGCGCUUUCAAGCGGCUCGACGCUGAUAUCUCCUUGGAGGCUCAAGUCCCUCUUUCCAAUGACCUGAUGAAAAGUACAGCCAUCCAGGUUGCAUUUGCCGGGUGCACCGCCUGUGUGGCUCAUGUCGGCACAGAUGGGAUCUACGUGGCGAAUGCUGGUGACUGCCGAGCGGUGUUAGGGGUACAAAAUGAGGAUGGCUCAUGGAGCGCUUUACCUCUUUCCCAAGACCACAACUCGGAGAACCAGGAAGAGGUGGAACGAAUCAAAGCCCAGCAUCCACCCUCAGAGAAAGACACGGUGAUCACAGACGACAGACUUCUAGGGGUUCUGAUGCCCCUGCGUGCAUUUGGCGAUGUGAGAUUCAAAUGGAGCCAGGAGUUGCAGCAGAGCAUUUUAUCCAGUCUGGAAUCUGGAGUGGACCUUGACUCUCUCAACUUGUAUCAGUACACUCCGCCAAACUAUCUGACACCACCCUACCUGGAUGUGGCACCAGAUAUAACCUAUCACAAGCUGAGACCUCAGGACCGCUUCCUGAUCCUGGGCACCGACGGACUGUGGGAUGAACUGGGGAGUGAGGAGGCGGUACGACUUAUUGGAGAGCACCUGAGUGGAAUUCACUUACAGGCUCCUGUGUCCCCGUCUGAGAGGCAGCUAAAACUGGGUCAGAUGCAUGAACUCCUGCUGAAACGUCGGGCCCGCGCCUCCCCCGCUUUGGACACCAACGCUGCCACACACCUUAUCAGACAUGCUCUUGGCACUGGGGAGUAUGGAGAGCUGUGCCAGGAGAGACUGGCCUCAAUGCUGGCUUUGCCAGAGGACCUUGCUCGAAUGUACAGAGACGAUAUCACAGCUACUGUGGUGUAUCUGAACUCCGACCUGGCCAGACCUCACCGCAGCUAACAGAUGUUUUUAUUUAUUUAUUUUUGCAAUCAAAGCUGGACGGAGACAUACAUUACAGUCAACUCUGUUCAGAUCACAGUCAGCAACUACUUGACAAACAUUACAUCCUGUUACUAGGGCUGGACCCAAAUAGCCAACAAUUCGUUUGCUGUGCUGGGAUCGAGAUAUCGAUUUUGAUCCUCGAAUAUCCUCCCAAAACAUUCAGGAUAUUCGUCAUUAAUUGGGCCGAAUAUCUGGAGAACAGCUGUUCGGACCAGCCCUACCUGUUACACGUAUAUUUAAAGACCCCCUCUGGUGAAAAUCUAUUUUAUUUCCUUGCUUAUGUGUGCACAUGGUGAUUUUUUAUGCUAGGAGACAUGUCAUGAGGAAGUCACUUUCAUGGCUGAGCAUUUUAAUCUCUAUUGUACCAAUAGCAGUCCCACAAAAACAACACAGAUUUAGACUUUUGACAUUCCAUGCGCAACAAACCUAAAAUUCUUUUUAUAUGUAGGCUGAGACUUUUCAUGUCUUCAAAAUCCUUCUCCAGUGUUCUAACUUUCUAUUGUGUAGCGUAGAAUAGUUUGGUAGUGUUUAAACACAAGUGUAGUUAGUUAUUGAUGUGGAGCUGCUGUGAGUGGGGGAGGGUUGAGUGGAGAGAGAGAGGUCAGGCCGACAUGGACCUCUGUGCAUUCUGGAGGAAGUGUAGAGUUACAUCUGAGCCACUUUAAGGCAAGAAGAGAUUCGUUUUAUGGAAAGACUUGUUAAUAUGUAAAGUUGAUACACAGAGAGGAAGUUUUGGAGGUUAAAUUGAUGACCGGAGAGGGAAGGUUUUCUAUGUUGUAUUGUCUACAGUUACUAUUUAUAAUAACUACACCGUUUACCAGACUUAACACGGGUUACAUGUUGGCUGUAGCAUUUAUCAGGUCAAAAAUACAGGUUUUGUGAACAAAAAGUUGUCGUCCUGCAGCGUGUUCGUGGUGUGUUUUUCAGGCUGCUUGUCAACAGUAGAACUGAAGUGCAUACAAGUGUACAGACUGAACAUACACACACUCAAUUAGUUGUUUGUCUUCACUUUUGUUCCUAUUUUUCUUGCACAUCUUUGCCUUUUUUCCCUCCGUUUACUUGUGUGUGAAGUAUCAAGAUCCUCUAUUUAAUGUAAUUUUGGUUGGAUGUAUUUAAAUUCCAUUCGUUGUUGCAGAUGUUUCACAUUAAACUGAGAAAUUAUUUAGUUUUCUUUGUGUUUACUGACAGAAAUAUUGAAAGUUUUUUUAAAAAAGUAAUGGAUUUCAAAGGGCAACUUAACAUUUUGUGUGGAGUUUGAAGUCCAAACCUGGGAAGUCAGUGGAAGUUUUCAAAAUAAACUGUGCUAAUGUGC